AUGGCCAAUUCUGCUUUUGCAAACCCAGCCCUUCUCCAUCUGCAGCAACAGCAGCAGUUACAGCAGCAGCAGCAAAUGAUGCUGUUGCAGGUACACCAGCAACAACAGCAGCAGGAACAAAACCAUCUGGAGCAGCGAGAACAUAAGCAGCAGCAACUGCAGUUCCUGGCGGAAGAGCAGCAGCAGCAACAGCAGCAGCAGCAGCAACAACAACAACAGGUUAGCUCCUUAUUGCCAAGUGAUGGCAUGGGCUGUAUGACUUCUCCCUCGGGUCUAUCUGAUGCUGUUUUGGGGUUUUCUUCUGCGUCUUCUUCUCCGGAUGAAUGCAACUGCCCUAAAGUAACGGAUUUACCUUCACAACAUAAAUGGGAGGCAGCCCCAGCAGCAGCAUCACCUCCGCUGUACGUACAGCUAAACCCGCAGUCUCCUUUGCCCAUGCAGCAACAGGUACAGCAGCAGUACCUCCACCAGUGCCCGCAGCAGCAGCAACAACAGCAGCUAUGGUCCUCCCCCGUGCACCAACAGCAGCAGCAACAGCAGCAACAGCAGCAGCAACUGCAGCAGCAACAGCAGCAACUGCAGCAGCAACAGCAGCAGCAACAGGUGCUGCUACAGCAGGUUCCUGUACGCUAUGAUUCUGAACUGGAGAUGUGGGUAGUGGUGGUGCCUGUCGUGGGGUCUCGCCAUUUGAUGUUUUCUUCAAAGUAUUGUGUGCGGAAGAGAGGCUUCGAGGAAGCAAAGAGAAGGGCUUUAGCGGCAUACAGGCGAUUUCUGCAGCAUCACUCACCUGCUGCUGCUGCUGCAGCAGCAGCUGCUGCAGCGAAGAGGCAGGAAGGGGCCUUUGGGAAGCAACCUGAAGCAACAAAUGAACCCUCCAUUUUUUUCUCAGCGGCCAAAGAGGGCUUGUCAAUCAGCCGCCGUCAGAUGACCCAGCAGCAGCAGCGGGAAUAA
Molecule: messenger RNA, 951 nt
Organism: Eimeria acervulina
Lineage: Eukaryota; Apicomplexa; Conoidasida; Eucoccidiorida; Eimeriidae
Exons: 2
Coding region: 1-951 (316 amino acids)
Source: RefSeq, a predicted model, not a curated record